This is a messenger RNA of Phragmites australis (common reed), 2199 nucleotides long. RefSeq names its product protein IQ-DOMAIN 2-like. The record is from RefSeq and is a predicted model, not a curated record. Bases 519 to 1931 code for a protein of 470 amino acids. Lineage: Eukaryota; Viridiplantae; Streptophyta; Magnoliopsida; Poales; Poaceae. Gene Ontology annotation, molecular function: protein binding. The transcript is spliced from 6 exons.
UCCCUCAAUCCUCAUCUGCUCUCUCCAAGCUGUCCAAACCCCCCUUCCUUCUAAAAGCUCCACACCACUGUGAGAGAGAGAGGGCGAGGAGAGAGAGAGCGCGCGCAUCGCAACAAGCACCAAGCUGGCCAGCUCCAGAGGCUCUCCUACAGCUGCAAGCCUGCAACCUCCAAACAUCCAAUCCAAGCCUCCUGCACCUCUGUCAGUCCUAGCUCCAGGCAAAAAUCGUUGGCUUCUGCUGCUCCUCCUCCUCCCACUCCCACGACGUUCCACACGACAUGAUCGCAUUGCAGGUUCCUUCAGAAUUCAGCUGUCCUCGCACGCUACUGACACCUUCUCGCUGCCUGCCUGCGCACAACCGAAAGAGCCUCUCCUUUGCUUUCUCGGAAAGAUUUGGCGAUUUCUUGUAAAGUUGCAUCUCUCUGUAUCUCAUCGUUUAGCGUUGGGUCUGAUAGAUAUAGAUUGGGGUGACUUGUUCCACUUCAGAGUGAUUGUUUCUUCGUGAGGAGCGUGGAGCCAUGGGGAAGAAGGGCAAGUGGUUCCGCGCGGUCAAGAAGGUGUUCAGUCCUGAAUCCAAGGAGAAGAAGGAGGAGAGACUGAGGAAGAAAUCAGCAGCUAGCAUCCCAACUCCACCAGAUCUGACCCCAUCUGCUUCUCUGGAAGUCAAUGUUUCGGUGCCGCCCCCUCCUGCUCAUCCAACUCUUCACCAGACUGAGGAGGAGGUCAAGGUCCCUGAAGCUGAGGAAGAGCAAAGCAAGCAUGUUACUCUGGAGGCGGCCCCUGCUGCCUCUGCACAGACGUCGGUAUUGCCACCUGGUGUAUCAAGGGAAGAGUUUGCUGCAAUCAAGAUCCAGACCGCCUUCCGAGGUUACCUGGCAAGGAGGGCGUUAAGAGCCCUGCGGGGACUUGUUCGAUUGAAGUCAUUGGUUGAGGGUAAUUCAGUUAAGCGUCAAUCUGCAAGCACUCUGCGCUGUAUGCAGACUCUAUCACGGGUGCAGUCACAAAUACGUUCUAGGAGGGCCAAGAUGUCUGAGGAGAACCAGGCCCUCCAGCGUCAGCUCCUACUGAAACAGGAAUUGGAGAAUUUCAGGAUGGGUGAGAACUGGGAUGAUAGCACUCAAUCCAAGGAGCAAAUCGAGGCGAGCCUAAUAAGCAGGCAAGAGGCGGCAAUAAGAAGAGAAAGAUCGCUCGCAUAUGCAUUUUCACAUCAGUGGAAGAGCACUUCAAGGUCUGCCAACCCAAUGUUUGUAGACCCAAACAACCUACAGUGGGGCUGGAGCUGGCUGGAGCGCUGGAUGGCAGCAAAGCCUUGGGAGGGACGCAAUGGGACUGACAAGGAGAGUAACAUUGAUCGCGGAUCCGUGAAGAGCAUGAGCUUGAACGUUGGAGAGGGUGAGAUCACAAAAGCCUUCAACCGUCGGGACUCCAAACCAGACAAGCCAUCACCAACAACUCCAAAACUGGCCCGUCCAGCCUCCAGGCAAUCCCCUUCGACGCCUUCUGCUAAAGUGACUCCAAUCCCUGCGAGGAAGAAAUCCGCCACGCCAAAGAAUGGGCUCUCACAGGUGGACGACGACGUGAGGAGUGUGUUCAGUGUGCAGUCCGAGCGACCAAGGAGGCACAGUAUAGCCACCUCCACGGCGCGGGACGAUGAGAGCCUUGCAAGCUCCCCAUCACUCCCAAGCUACAUGGUUCCCACAGAAUCUGCAAGGGCCAAGUCCCGCCUCCUUGGCACGGCGGUGACCAAUGGCACAGAGACACCGGAGAAAGGAGGCUCUGCUGGAUCGGUCAAGAAGAGGCUGUCCUUCCAAGCUGGAAUGGCGUCUGACUCACCUAUGAGACGGCAUUCUGGUCCACCCAAGGUGGAGAGUAUGGUGAAGAACAUUGUUCCACAGCCGGAGGCCAUUGUAAUCAAUGGUGGAAAGAAGUGACUCAUAUGACAAAUGGCGAAGAGCAAUGGAUUCUGCAGAUAUAUUUCAUCCACGAACAAAGGUUAAAAUUAUAUCAGCUGUAUCAAGUAUUGGCAUUUGUUUUUCCACAUUACAAUCACAUUGUUUUGAUGUAGGAGAAGAUUUGCAGCGUCUGUCAGUUCAUCUCAUUUGUUGUUUGUGUAAAACUAUAUCGAUUUAUCUCUGCAACCUUUAUGUCUGUAUGUAAACAGGUGUUCUAUUUAUGCGAGGCAAAUAUUUGUUUCAUGUA